Molecule: messenger RNA, 1480 nt
Organism: Corythoichthys intestinalis (scribbled pipefish)
Lineage: Eukaryota; Metazoa; Chordata; Actinopteri; Syngnathiformes; Syngnathidae
Product: methyltransferase-like protein 27
Exons: 6
Coding region: 231-911 (226 amino acids)
Molecular function (GO): S-adenosylmethionine-dependent methyltransferase activity
Source: RefSeq, a predicted model, not a curated record
GUAAAGUACAUGCCAUCAGGUUUGCAUUAUUUACUUGAGAUUGACACAUUCAAUAUGGCGCAUGGAGUGGAUUGAUAUUUGAUGCUGUGGGCGUGCCCCCUUCGAGCGCUGCAAGUCAAGAUGACAACGUGUUGCUUCAAUUUGGCCUCAACUGUACAGAGUGUACCGACUAUAUAUUCACUCCACAAUAAUUUGGAUUUUCAUUAUUUGUUUUGCUUGCUACGAUCACAAUGUCGUCCGCAGAGCCUCGCACCUUUGAAAUGGCCAAAGACACCAUCCUGUCCAUGCGCAAUGACGCCACGACAGAGGAAAGGAUGCAAUACUAUGACCAAUGGGCCCAAACUUACGAGCAGGAUCUGUCACUUGUUGAGUACUGCGCGCACAGUCAGGCAGCAGCCAAGGUCUCCGCCCACUAUAGCGGUGAUCGUCAAGCGGCAAAGGUCUUGGACGUGGCCUGUGGUACGGGCAUGGUUGCCAAGAUGAUGAAGAAGGAGGGAUUCCAGCAAUUUGUAGGAGUCGAUGGCAGCGAAGGAAUGCUGCACCACGCCCGACAAAGUGGGCUGUACCAAGAACUCAAGAAGACCCUGAUCGGUGACAGGCCGCUGCCUGUCAAGUCAGAUGAAUAUGACGUAGUGGUCAUCACUGGCACAUUGAGCGCGAGUCACCUUCCGCCAAAGGUGAUCCGGGAGCUAUGCCGGGCUGCCAAACCAGGAGGCUUCGUAUGCAUGACCGCCAAGGGUGACCGUGAAAACCUGGAUUACAAAAUGGAUUUAGAGUGCGAGAUGAAGAAAAUGGUGGACGAAGGACAGUGGCGCCGCUACGAUGUCACUGACGUGACUUUGUGGCAGCGAGACUUGAUCGAUGACCAGGAAUAUAUGGCUGGAUGUGUGUAUCUGUUUCAAAAGCUCUGACACAACACGAUGCCUUGGCUGGGAUGCAAAGCGUGAAUAAAUGUCAUUUUUGUCCAUUUGUUAUCCAGCAAUUUAUGCACCCGAGUGACUGAUUUCAUCAACACAUGUCUAUAUUAAGAGUAGAAACAUUUUUGGGAAAACAGCAUGAUGUCAACGAUAUGGGGGGCCCACAUUGAGUCUCAAGUCAAUAGCAGUGAAACUUCACAUGCAGACCUCCCAUUUUAAAGACAUCUAUGACUGUCAAUGGCAGGCAGUGAGUUAAAUACUAUGAAAUUAAAAUACAUAAAUAAAUUUGACUGUUCUUAGAGGUCUUAACCAGAGUGCAUUUAAAUUUUAACUGAAAUUGUAUUCAUUUUGUUUUUAAUUAAUGUCUUAUUUAGGAUUGUUCUGAUCAUGUUUUUUUGCUCCCGAUCCGAUCCCGAUCGUUUUAGUUUGAGUAUCUGCCGAUCCCGAUAUUUCCCGAUCCGAUUGCUUUUUUUUUUUUGCUCCCAAUUCAAUUCCAAUCAUUCCCGAUAAUUUUUCCCGAUCAUAUACAUUUUGGCAAUGCAUUAAGAAAAAAAUUAAUAAAA